GAUUCAUCACUUUCUCUUGAUCACUCACUGCAUCAACAAUGGCCAGAGAGAAGAUUGUGGUGGCUGGUGGUACCACAAAGAGCUGGAAACUACUCUUGGGGCUGAGAAUAUUUGCAUUCAUGGCUACUCUAGCUGCAGCCAUUGUAAUGUCACUAAACAAAGAGACAAAGACCUUGGUUGUGGCCACCAUUGGUACUCUUCCUAUCAAAGCCACUUUAACCGCUAAGUUUCAGCACACACCGGCCUUUGUGUUCUUUGUUAUAGCUAAUGUAAUGGUGAGCUUCCACAACUUGUUGAUGAUUGUUCUUCAGAUUUUCAGCCGGAAACUGGAGUACAAAGGUCUCCGUCUCCUCUCUAUCGCCAUUCUCGACAUGCUAAACGCAACUCUAGUAUCUGCUGCUGCAAACGCGGCAGUAUUCGUGGCGGAGCUGGGGAAGAACGGAAACAAGCACGCCAAGUGGAACAAAGUCUGCGACAGGUUUGCCACUUACUGUGAUCACGGCGCUGGAGCACUCAUCGCCGCAUUCGCCGGAGUCAUUCUAAUGCUCCUCGUCUCGUCCGUCUCCAUUUCCCGCCUCUUAACCAAUUCUAAACACUUAUCCACCACCGCCACCACAACUGCCGCCGUCUAAAACAUCGCGGCCAAAAUUCAGCAAUAUGUGUUUGUAUGCAUAUCAUAGAUGUUGUGGCUUACUUUGUGUGUUGUCUCUUAAGUCACUAUCAGAUUGUCUAAUGCACUCCCCUGUUCUAUCACUUUCACAUUUGUAUACGAGUUUUAAUUUCUCUUUUCUUUUUAUAUUUAUAAAAUGACAUUUUUCAC
This is a messenger RNA of Arabidopsis arenosa, 820 nucleotides long. NCBI's taxonomy places the organism in Eukaryota, Viridiplantae, Streptophyta, Magnoliopsida, Brassicales, Brassicaceae. The record is from the annotation of a GenBank genome assembly.